This is a messenger RNA of Harmonia axyridis, 2163 nucleotides long. RefSeq names its product kelch domain-containing protein 4. NCBI's taxonomy places the organism in Eukaryota, Metazoa, Arthropoda, Insecta, Coleoptera, Coccinellidae. The coding region runs from base 258 to 1751 and encodes 497 amino acids. Gene Ontology annotation, molecular function: protein binding. The transcript is spliced from 5 exons. The record is from RefSeq and is a predicted model, not a curated record.
AAUAUUUAAUGCUCUAAAGCUUCAGGCUUCAAUAAUAGUUUAUAAAAAAAAGAAAAGUUUCACCAGAUUCUAUGAUUUUACUUAACCUUUUCGUAAGCCCCUUAAACUUAAACCUCAAAUUCUAUAAAUAAAAACAUUGAAGUUUGUGUUCAAAAACAGAAGAGGUGUCCUUCAAGACGAGUCCAAGACGCUGCGAGACAAGACAAGGUGUUCUUCAAAGUUGACUUGUUUUAAUUAUUCUAUUUUAUAUUUUGAAAAUGGGUAAGAAAGCCAAAGAUAAGAAAAAGGGCAAAGGUGCAGAAAAAACUGCUCUAAAAACAGAGAAGAAGUUGUCAAACAAAAUGAAAAAGGCACUUAAACUUACAGGAGAGGAUGAUAUAGAAAAUGUUGUAGCCCAAAUUGAAAAAGAAGAGAUGAAAAGGCAGAAAGUAAUUGAAAAAACUAUUGAUCCUCCUACCAGGAGAUUAAAUUUCACUUUAAUCGCACACCCAGACAAGGAUCAACUGUGUAUGUUUGGGGGAGAAUUUUUUGAUGGACAAAAGACAAUUUUAUAUAACGACCUAAUAUUUUACAAUAUUGCUAAUAAUUCCUGGAACAUUGUUAAAGUUCCUGGUGCACCUCCAUCAAGAUGUGGUCAUCAGAUGGUUGCAACAUCUGCAAAUGGUGGUCAAUUAUGGGUUUUCGGUGGUGAAUUCACCAGUCUUUCACAAUCUCAAUUUUAUCAUUACCAAGAUUUGUGGGUAUACUAUAUUGCAGAGAAAAAGUGGGAAAAAAUAACUGCAGCCAAUGGUCCUAGUGCUAGAAGUGGACAUAGAAUGGUCUUACAAAAAAAAAAAUUAUUUGUAUUUGGUGGUUUUCAUGAUAAUUUAAGAUCAUUCAAGUACUUCAAUGAUGUAUUCACCUUUGAUUUGGAAAAAUAUGAAUGGAAAAAAUUAGAAGUUAGUGGUCUUGCUCCAUCUCCUAGGUCUGGUUGUGUCAUGCUUCCUACUCAAGAUGGUCGAAUAUUAAUUUAUGGAGGAUAUAGUAAAGAGAAUAUCAAAAAGGAUGUUGAUAAAGGAAUUGUUCAUUCAGAUGCAUUUUUGUUACAACCUGAUAAAAACGAUAGUACAGGGGAAAAGUGGAAAUGGGUCCAUAAAAAAUUAAGUGGAAAUUACAUUUCACCAAGAUGUAGUAUGUCUGCCACAAUGACUUCAAGUAAUUCUACUGCAUAUUGUUAUGGUGGAGUAUUUGAUGUUGAAGAUGACGAAGAGGACUUGGAUAGCAAAUUUUUUAAUGAUUGUUGUUUGUUAGAUACUGAUAAAAUGCAGUGGAAAAUAAUGCAACCAACUAGAGGCAAAACCAAGCCAAAAUUUGAAGAUAAUAUUGAUGAACAUGUUGAUAUGACAUCAGAAAUUACUGCAUCCCAAAAGGUAUCCAAUGAUGGAGUUUUUACAGUGACUGUAGGACCUGCAGUACAGUCAUCUGCAACUAAAGUCCAAGAUGAAAAAGUAUCAAUAUUCCAGCCAUGCCCAAGAAUCAAUUGCGGCCUAGCAAUCAAAAAAGGAAUUCUAUAUUUAUAUGGGGGUAUGUUCGAACAAGGUGAAAAACAAAUAACAUUGAAUGACUUUUACUCAAUUGACAUCAAAAAGUGCAAUGAAUGGAAAACUAUUAUAGAAGAUAAAAAUUCAGAAUUAUCGUGGGUUGGUUCUGAUUCUGAAGAAGAAGAAAGUUCUUCUGAAUCUGAAAACUCAGAAUCUGAGGAAGAAGAUUAAUUUAGUUUUAGCAAAAAGUAAUUUAUUUUGAAAAGAAUCAAAAUGAUAUAGACUUUCUAUAUAACGAGCGUUCAUUUAAAUUCAUGGUUAAGAGUGCUGUGAAGAAUUUAGAGUAGAUUUUCUGUGAUUGCAAGUAGCUCUUAUCUUGUACCAUAUUACUAACAUUUGUUUACAUACUUCGAAUUUGGGAAAUGUGUUGGGAAUUAUAUUUUUUAUUAUUAUAAUAAUAAAAAAAUCUAACCUUACGUUAGGUUAGGUUUGUAUCUUAUUAGGUACAAGCUAAGCGUUACUUAAUCACAAAAAAUCAACGCUAAUUUCUCCACAGCGCUCUUGACCACGAAUUUAAAUUUCUUGAUAAAGACACAUGUUAUUGUAUUUGAAACGUUGAAAUAAACACACCAUCAAAAUGUCA